AUGUACAACCAACCAGUAUACGCCGAGACCACAACAGAAACCCUCUACGACUUCAUCCGGGCCAAUCCCCUCGGCGUCCUCACAACCGCCAUCCCCUCCGACCUCUACCCCCUCCUACAAUCCACCCACAUCCCCUGGAUCCUCGACCCCCCCAACGCAACCAAUGGAACCACCAAAGCAAGACUCCGGGGCCACAUCGCCCGCCAAAACCCGCAAUCCAAAGCCAUAACCGCCUCUCUCACAGCCUCCAACUCCCCUUCCGGCUCGUGCUUAUCCCAAGAAGUCAUGAUCCUCUUCACCUCCCCGCAUCACCACUACGUGACGCCCAAGUUCUACACGGAGACGAAACCGGCCACGGGGAAAGUAGCCCCCACGUGGAAUUAUAGUACAGUGCAGGUGUAUGGGACCGCGACUGUGUAUUUUGAUCCUGAGCGGCCGCGACGGGGGCAGGUUAUGGGGUUCUCGGGGGAGGAGGCCUGGAGGGUCGAUGAGGCGCCUGAGGGGUAUUUAAGGGUUUUGAAGAGGAAUAUUGUCGGGCUGAGUGUGGAGGUGGACAGGAUUGAGGGCAAGGUGAAGAUGAGUCAGGAGAGGAAACCCGGGGAUAGGCAGGGUGUUGUAAAGGGGUUUGAGGCUUUGGGGACUGAUACGGCGAAGGAGGUUGCGAGGUUGGUGAAGCUGAGGGGGGACGGGGUUGGGGGGUGA
Messenger RNA from Aspergillus bombycis, 702 nucleotides. RefSeq names its product FMN-binding negative transcriptional regulator. The transcript has 2 exons. NCBI's taxonomy places the organism in Eukaryota, Fungi, Ascomycota, Eurotiomycetes, Eurotiales, Aspergillaceae. Bases 1 to 702 code for a protein of 233 amino acids. The record is from RefSeq and is a predicted model, not a curated record.